This is a messenger RNA of Drosophila mojavensis, 848 nucleotides long. RefSeq lists its product as uncharacterized. The transcript is spliced from 3 exons. The record is from RefSeq and is a predicted model, not a curated record. Lineage: Eukaryota; Metazoa; Arthropoda; Insecta; Diptera; Drosophilidae. The coding region runs from base 262 to 576 and encodes 104 amino acids.
CUGGAAUGAAUUGGCGCCCAAAUUAAAUUAAGGGAAUGUUAUCUAACAGGGCUCAACUGGCUAAACAAUGAUAUUAACAGCCGCGCAGGGCUGCCAUAUCUUAUUAAACUACUUAACAUAAAUGCGAAUGUAAAGUGUGUAUGUACAAGUGUGUGUGUGUGUGUGUAUGAGUGAGUGAAUGAAUAUGUAAAUCUACAAGAAAUUGCGUUGCGCGAAAAAUCAAAAACUAAUAGCUACAAUCAAAAAGUUGUUUUUCAUGUGAUGGCUGCUCGACCGGUGGAGGGGGGACGAACACGAACAUCAGAGGCUGGCAAUCAAGGAGUGAUGCAGCAGAUCAGUGGCGACAUCCAGCGGGACAUCCAAGGAGUACAGGUAAGUAGUAGGAGUGGAUUCAUCAGCAUCAACUGGAAUUUUACAAGUGAGACUGGCAGUGGAACCAGCCAUGUAAUCAGCAACAGAACUGGCACUUGGGUGGCCAGCACCAGCUGCUGCAUUGACUGCAGUUGCAUCCACAACUGCAAUGGAUAUGGACAUCGACAUCUUCAUCAGCGGAGGCGGAGGCGGCGUCCAGAGUGAAGUUGCCAGCCCGGAGACUGGUAUGAGGCGCCAGCAGUGCAAUAUGCACCACCAACACCAGCAUCGGCAACAGGAUCAUCGGCGUCAUCAACAUCAGUGGAAAUGGCGCAGACAUCAAGUGGCUUCAGCAUCAUUAGCUCUGGUGCGAGCGAAUGCAAAAUGUCGUGUCAUGGGCAAAUGCAUGCAGCCUGUCAUCUAGCUGCAAGCCCAUACACAUUGAAUGGCCAAUUGUCGCCCACAAUAAGACGACAAGUAUCGAGUAAUCACGUCGA